GUAGGGGAGAUGGGAGGGAGAGAGGGAGGAGGAGAAGAGGGGAGGGGAAUAGUCGAGUUGGGGAAGUGGAGCCAGUGAUCGAAAGCACGCGUCCAACAACCAACGCAGAUUGCGAGCUGCUUCAACUUAGCGCGCUUGCCGGCACCCCCCCUCCUCCCCGCUCCGGCAUCACUCCGCAAGCGCUGUUCAACGACUGUGGUAUAAAUACAUCAACGACAACAACAACAGCAGCGGCAACAACAACAACAACACGCGCACGGGCGGCGAUCGUGCAGCGUUCAAGAGGGAGGAACGCACGAACGAACGCACAUUUGAGCGGCCUCGUUUGAAGAAGGGAGCGAGGAGGGGAAGGGAGCGAAUCGCGGCCAAUCACCUGUUUGGAAUUGUCCAGCUGUGUCGGUGUGGUGGCGGUGGUGUUGGCGGCGGCGGUGCUGACCGGCCACACCGUUGCGUGAAACAAAAGAGAUCGCUUCCUUCCCUUCCUAGUCCACGACCAAGCAAGUUCACACGUCUCGUGGCCGGGGGCCCCGGCGAAAGAUACAAUGGCACGAGUCGAUCUGUCUUCGUGAAGUGAGCGAACGAGCGAGCGAGCGAGUGAAUGAAUAGCGUGGCUAUCGAGCGCGCUGUCAAACUCGCCGGCGGGAGAAACGAAGCGGGCACAAACAAAAUCCAACAACGCCACAUCGGUGUUGUCUCGUAGUUAAAGGGAGAAGUGGUGUGUGUGUGUGGGGGGGGGGGUGGGAGGGUGGGGUGGGUGCGAGAGAUAGCAAAAAAAAAACAGACACGGAUGCGCGCUCCCCCUCUACGUGCGGCGAGUGCGAAGUCAAAGCCGGCUGCGUUCCCAGCUUCACGGACUGACGGACGGCGUGGAGCCAAUAGCCUCACGGUGACCUGCUCAUCAUAAGUGGGGUGGGGAGGAGGGGGUGUGUGGAGGAGCAACGAAUAUUGAGAGAGAGAGAGAAAGCGAAACGACGGAGCGACGAGAAGAUCUACAAAUCGCUAAGGACAAGCACGCGAAUACAGAGAGAGAGAGGGACACACAGAGAUAUACACACAGAGAUACACACAGAGAGAGAGAGAGACACACACAGAGAGAGACGCACGCACACACACAUAGAGAGACACGAAUACCGCUCACCGUCGUUUAAAGACGCGGAUUCAAUCGCAGCGCGCUCGCACCUGGCGCGCACCAGAUUCUUCCUCGCUCUUUUAUCUCCGACGGCUGGCGACGACGGAAAAAAACUACCAAAAUCCGCGCGUCCGCGAGUCGAGGAGGGAGUACGAUGUUCCAGCCACCCACCAAACGCUGCUUCACCAUCGAAUCUCUGGUGGCUAAGGAUGGUGGCGACUCCGUAUCUGCGGCCGCAACUUUGCAACAACAACAACAGCAGCAGCAACAGCAACAACAACAACAACAGCAACAGCCUGCUUACCCGAUACCCGGAGGUGCGAAUCCGUUGACUUGCGGUGCCCAGCCACCGCAUCCCUUCGCGGCAGCGGCAGCGGCGGCUGCGGCCGCGGCUGCGAGCCGGGCGGGGAUGCACCCGGAGUUGUUCUUCCACGACGCCCAUCACCUGCAGCCGCUGCUCGCCGUGCCCGCCAUGCACCCGUCCGGCCACCACCACCACCACCACCACUUGUCCCACCCGCCUCCGUCGCUGCCCCUGUUCGGAGGUCCGCAGGGAAGGGAUGCCAUCAGCCUUUACCCGUGGCUCUUGCAUCGGCCGCGGUAUCUUGGGCACAGAUACCCAGGUGCCGACGGCAACGCCGAGAGCCUUCUGCUGCACAGUCCGUUCGCUCGCAAGCCGAAGCGCAUCCGCACGGCGUUCUCGCCCUCGCAGCUGCUGCGUCUGGAGCACGCGUUCGAGAAGAACCACUACGUGGUGGGAGCCGAGCGCAAGCAGCUCGCCAGCAGUCUCAGCCUCAGCGAGACGCAGGUAAAGGUAUGGUUCCAGAACAGGCGAACCAAGUACAAGAGGCAGAAGCUGGAGGAGGAAGGGCCCGAGAGUCCGCAGAAGAAGAAGAGCUCCCAUCACAUCAACCGGUGGAGGCAGGCGACCAACCAAGGCAGCGGCGACGAGAUAGACGUCACGUCGGAUGACUGACACGCAGGCAGUGACGUUCCCCCAGCCCUCCGCACCCCCGGGAGGAGACGGAACGCUCACACGGAGCGCUGUACGUGGAGAGCGAUAGAGAGACAGAAUCGACGCCGCCGUGCCCACAGACUUUGCAAGACGCGCGUCCUGCUCGCAAUUUCGCAGUUCUGCGGAAGCCUCGUUAUCAUUGUUAUUCUCAUCGCUCGUGAGACGCGCGGCUGUGGACAAUUCGUGGUGAUGUUGUUUCCUAUUGCGAAAAAAAAGCCGUACCGGUACCGUUUAUUCAUGAGACACGCGUGCGUCCCGCGAGCAUGGUGGGGGGUAGGAGGAGAGGGAGGGAGUGAGGAUCAAAGCAACAAUUUCCCGAGUCGGGCAGAUGGGGGCAGUGUGUGAUACGCGAUGCAGCAAACAGAAAACAACAACAGGAGCAGCAGCCACCGUCCGCCUGCAAUUACCCACCAGGGAGAUGUCAAGAGGGAGAGCUAAAAUGCCUUGUUGACGCCAGGCGCCAGUUGGAGGCAACAUGCGUGCAUUACAUACGCACCGUUAACGCAUACGCGCGUGUGUGUGUGGGGGGGGGGGGAGCGGUAGUGUAGCGGUUAGCUGCGCUUAGGACCCAGCGACCCGACUUCGAGUCCCGUUCACAACCAAUAACCGUGGCGAACAUUCGAAUCGGGUCUGCGUCUCGUCCAGGCCGACUCGCCAUCGAAUGAGUAGCCUGGUGUGGUGUGUAAAUAUCGCCACGGGGAGACAAAGGUGGCCGGGCGUGGUGCUGGCUGGCCACCCAUCCUCUCGCCUUCAUAGGCGCUCUCUAAACAUAACUUGGCACCGCAUGACCCAGCAGCUUCUGUUUGGCCGGAUAGAGGGGGCUAAACGGGCACGGCACGGGCUCGAGAAGAGAUAUGGAGUGAUGUGGUACAGAAAGAUGUGGAGCUGAUUGGACUUGCCGAUGACUGCUGCCAGCGGUGUCAAUAUCGGUCAAUGUAUCACGGAGGGCGGAUGGGCGACGCUCACAACAACGAAUGGAGCGCCGGGCGGAUAAAACGCAGCAAGUUGGCACAGUGUGGAGCGCUCAGGUGGCGCAUUUGCCAGCCAUCUCAAUCAGUCACCCAAUGGCACCUGGGUCGCUCCCGUGACCUCCUGCAGCCAGAGAGCCUUCGACACACUCCACGUGGCCUCGAGGUGUAAUACCUAGCCCGUCACAAGCGCCGUUGUGACGCCAUCGCCGCUAUUGUGGCGAACGACGGUUGUUGUUGUUGUUGUGUGCGUGGGAUCGAUGUGGCACAGCGUUAUAAAGCGAGCGCGCCUGGCUGAGAUCUGUCGAACCGCACGCGCGCGUGUGUGUGUGGUUCUUAUAUUUUUGGUUGCCCUACGGCAGGGAUGGGGAACCUUUUUUCUGCCAAGGGCCAUUUGGAUAUUUAUAACAUCAUUCGCGGGCUAUACAAAAUUAACAACUUAAAAGUUAGCCUGUUAUAUUUGGUCAAACAUUUAAUGAACUCACCCCUAAUGUGAUGGCUGGAACUGUUUCUCUUUGGUGAGGCGUGUGGUGAUGUUAGCCGGUGUUGAUGAUGUUGCUACUCGCAACUGCUUUGCCAGGUUUUCUCCUAGAUUUAUUGAAUUCCGAGUCCCGCCUGCGGUUGCCUUGGCAGGGCCACACCAAAUAAUUUCGCGGGGCCUUAAACGGCCCGCGGGCCGCACGUUCCCCACCCCCUGCCCUAUGGAACCGUGGUCACGUCGAAAGAGGAAAAAACUUUGUGAGGCGCUGCUCAAUUAAGCGGAACGUUGCAGGCCCGUGAAAAUCUGGAGACAUCGACGCGGGUUCAAAGGGAAGGAAUACAAAAAUAUAAUAAUAAUACUCUUGCAACCUGUUCUGUGAGCAACGUUGUCCAAGAGUCGUGCGCGCGGAUUUCGAAGCGUCGCAUUAAGCGGCCGAUGAUGUCCCCCAACUCCUAACCCUUCCCAAAAUGAACCCCACGCAAUCGUUUAUUGUUAUUAUUGUUAUCGACGCCGCCAUACGCGCGGCGAGAUAGGUGUUUUGCUCCAAGUGGAUUGUAAAGAUAACACGAGAUAAAAUUAUUUAAGUCCGUUUUUAAUAAAUUGUACAUACGUUA
Messenger RNA from Petromyzon marinus (sea lamprey), 4207 nucleotides. Lineage: Eukaryota; Metazoa; Chordata; Hyperoartia; Petromyzontiformes; Petromyzontidae. The record is from RefSeq and is a predicted model, not a curated record.